Molecule: messenger RNA, 687 nt
Organism: Cygnus atratus (black swan)
Lineage: Eukaryota; Metazoa; Chordata; Aves; Anseriformes; Anatidae
Product: immunoglobulin mu heavy chain-like
Exons: 3
Coding region: 1-687 (228 amino acids)
Biological process (GO): phagocytosis, engulfment; B cell receptor signaling pathway; phagocytosis, recognition
Cellular component (GO): blood microparticle; immunoglobulin complex, circulating; external side of plasma membrane
Molecular function (GO): immunoglobulin receptor binding; antigen binding
Source: RefSeq, a predicted model, not a curated record
AUGAGUCCUCACGCCUUCGCCCUCCUCCUCCUCCUCCUGGCCGCCGUCCCAGGGCUGCGGGCGGCCGCAACGUUGGACGAGUCCGGAGGGGGCCGUGUGAGUCCUGGGGCGUCCCUGACCCUGGUCUGCAAGGGCUCUGGAUACACCUUCAGCAGCUUCAGCAUGGGAUGGAUCCGACAGGCGCCCGGGAAAGCGCUUGAAUACGUCGCGGAUAUUACCAGCGAUAGUAGUUGGACAGGCUGCGCGUCAGCGGUGCAGGGACGCUUCACCAUCUCCAGGAACAACGGGCAGAGCACGGCCACCCUGCAGAUGAACAGCCUCAAGGCCGAAGACACCGCCACCUACUACUGCGCGAAAUGUGCUGAUCCGCUGGUAGUGGUUGGUGUGGUGGUAGUGCUGGUAGUGUUGACGGCUGACAAUAUUAACAUCUCCAGCACCAUCAUCAACAUCAUGAAGACCAGCACCAGCACCAUCUUCGUGAUGGUAGACAUGGUGAGUAUGGUGGUAGUGGUUGGAGUGGUGAUAGUGCUCGAAUAUGUAACUGUCAGCAUCACCAGCACCAUUAAGAUCACCGAGACCAUCAUCAACAGCAUGAACACCUUCAUCAACAUCACCAUCGCCAACAGAAUUAACAUCACCAACACCAUUAAGAUCCCAACACCAUUAGCAUCACCGGGACCAUCAUGA